This is a messenger RNA of Ostrea edulis (European flat oyster), 970 nucleotides long. RefSeq names its product 40S ribosomal protein S2. Lineage: Eukaryota; Metazoa; Mollusca; Bivalvia; Ostreida; Ostreidae. The transcript is spliced from 6 exons. The record is from RefSeq and is a predicted model, not a curated record. Bases 103 to 942 code for a protein of 279 amino acids. Gene Ontology annotation, cellular component: cytosolic small ribosomal subunit; ribosome. Gene Ontology annotation, biological process: translation. Gene Ontology annotation, molecular function: structural constituent of ribosome; RNA binding.
CCUGCUACAAGAAGUGAAAGAUGCAAGUCUCGCAUGUGUUCGAGAUUUACGAAAUUCCAUCGAGAAUUCGCUAACUUCCGGUCUUUCCGAUAAAAAUCACCAAUGGCGGACGCAGCACCUGCACCAGCCGGUGGUAGAGGGGGUUUCCGUGGAGGAUUCGGUUCUGGCGGUAGAGGAAGAGGUAGGGGACGUGGCCGUGGUAGAGGCCGCGGCAGAGGUCGUGGCUCCAAGGAAGGAGAGAAAGAAUGGAUGCCAGUCACCAAGCUAGGCAGACUUGUCAAGGACCAGAAGAUUAAAACUCUGGAAGAAAUUUAUCUGUUCUCUUUACCUAUUAAGGAGUUUGAGAUUAUUGAUUAUUUCCUUGGGCCAUCACUGAAGGAUGAAGUCCUGAAAAUCAUGCCUGUACAGAAACAAACCCGUGCAGGUCAAAGAACAAGGUUUAAGGCAUUUGUUGCCAUUGGAGAUCACAAUGGUCAUGUAGGUUUGGGUGUGAAGUGCUCCAAGGAAGUAGCCACUGCUAUUCGUGGGGCCAUUAUUCUGGCCAAGCUGACGGUCAUCCCUGUCCGAAGAGGCUACUGGGGUAACAAGAUCGGAAAACCUCACACAGUACCUUGCAAGGUGACCGGAAAGUGUGGCAGUGUCAUGGUGAGGCUGAUCCCUGCACCAAGAGGUACUGGUAUUGUCAGUGCACCUGUACCAAAGAAACUGCUUCAAAUGGCUGGUAUUGAUGAUUGCUACACCUGUGCCAGAGGAUGCACAGCUACACUUGGCAACUUUGCCAAGGCAACGUAUGCUGCCAUUGCCAACACCUACUCGUACUUGACCCCUGACCUCUGGAAGGAGACAGCUUUCACCAAGUCUCCCUACCAGGAGUUCACAGAUUAUCUGGCCAAGAACUUUACACGCCAGCCCGUACAGAGGCAGGAACAAAAAGUUUACUGAAGCAUUGAAAUAAAGGCUUAAAGACGAG